AUGUUCCAGCGUUCCAGCGUUCCAGCGUUCAAGUUCCCUCAUCUCUGGUUCACUCUCCUUGGUCUACCGGAUCAAGAAUGCCAGACGAACGGGUGGAAGACCGACGCUCGUAACAGCAAGGGAUCUUGGCACCAUGCUUGCACCGGCACUCAGAUAGAAGAUGGUCGGGCAAUUGAAAAUGUGCAAGUGUCCACUCCGCCCUGGUUCCUGCCUGGUGAUCCAGGCACCAGCUCGUAUCUCCAACUUGGCAACUGCAACUCCAACAUCACCAUCAACGUCCACAACGUCCACAACAUUCGCCGCUUCUACCUCGACGGGGAAUGCGGCUGA
Aspergillus heteromorphus CBS 117.55 is the source of this 330-nucleotide messenger RNA. RefSeq lists its product as uncharacterized. Lineage: Eukaryota; Fungi; Ascomycota; Eurotiomycetes; Eurotiales; Aspergillaceae. The transcript has 2 exons. The coding region runs from base 1 to 330 and encodes 109 amino acids. The record is from RefSeq and is a predicted model, not a curated record.